AUGAAUAUCGUGAAAUUGAAUUCUCUAAACAAGUUUAGGGCCGUGAAAAGGCUUCUUUCUCAGUCGCCGAUUAGCGACGCCGGCUUGCAACGUCAGCUUUCUGUCCCGUUCUCCACCUCCGGUCGCCACAUCCGCCAUCCUCACGAUCCUAGCACCCGUUAUGAAAUUACACCACCUGUGAAUUGGGGAAUCCGAGUAGUGCCUGAGAAGAAGGCAUUUAUAAUUGAGAGAUUUGGGAAGUAUGCGAAGACGUUAACACCUGGAAUCCAUCUUCUAGUUCCAAUGGUCGAUAGAAUUGCUUACGUGCAUUCCCUGAAAGAAGAAGCUAUUCCUAUUCCUGAUCAAUCUGCUAUUACCAAGGACAAUGUCAGUAUUCAGAUUGAUGGUGUCUUAUACGUGAAGAUUAUGGACCCAAAGUUGGCUUCAUAUGGAGUUGAGGAUCCGUUGUAUGCUGUUAUUCAGCUCGCUCAGACAACUAUGCGAAGUGAACUUGGCAAAAUCACUCUUGACAAGACUUUCGAGGAAAGAGACACUCUCAAUGAGAAGAUAGUGAUUUCCAUCAAUGAAGCUGCAAAGGAUUGGGGCUUGAAAUGUCUUCGUUACGAAAUAAGGGAUAUAUCUCCUCCGCGUGGAGUGAGAGCAGCAAUGGAAAUGCAAGCUGAAGCAGAACGCAAAAGGAGAGCUCAAGUCCUGGAGUCUGAAGGAGAUAGGCAGGCAAACAUCAAUAUUGCAGAUGGAAAGAAGAGUUCGGUGAUCCUUCAGUCAGAAGCUGCAAAAUUGGACCAGGUUAAUCGUGCUCAAGGAGAAGCAGAAGCAAUUCUUGCUAAAGCUCAAGCUACUGCAAAAGGAAUUACCUUGGUGUCACAAGCCCUUAAAGAAAACGGAGGUGUGGAGGCAGCUAGUUUAAGAAUUGCUGAGCAAUAUCUUCAGGCGUUCAGUAUGAUUGCAAAGAAGAGCACAACUAUGUUGCUUCCUGCAAGUGCUUCCAAUCCUGCAAAUAUGAUGGCUCAAGCUCUCAGUAUAUACAAGAACUUAAUUGGCAACAGUUCUGGCAAUGGGCUUCCUGAUAUUCCCGGGGCUGAAUCAAUGGACAACAACACUCCAUCUGGAGAAUCUCGUGACGAGAAGCACACAAGCGUUGAAUCAGUUUUCUCACUGCAAAGCCCGAAGAAGGAUAAUUAG
Fraxinus pennsylvanica is the source of this 1182-nucleotide messenger RNA. The record is from the annotation of a GenBank genome assembly. NCBI's taxonomy places the organism in Eukaryota, Viridiplantae, Streptophyta, Magnoliopsida, Lamiales, Oleaceae.